AUGCGACUUCUGAAUGCCAGGACUUACGAACUCCAAACCUUUGUCGGCAAGGAUAAGCCGAACUACGCAAUCUUAUCGCAUACAUGGGAAGAUGGGGAGGUUCUCUUUGAAGAUAUCCAGAACACAUCAAGGGUCGAUUGGACUGCGAAAAAGGGCUACUUCAAGAUUAGGAAGACAUGUGAUCAAGCUUUAGAAGAUGGCUGCGACUUUGUUUGGAUUGACACUUGUAAUAUCAACAAAGACAGUAGCUCAGAACUCUCGGAAGCCAUCAACUCGAUGUUUAGAUGGUACAAAGACGCCACGAUCUGUUACGCUUAUAUAUCCGACAUCAAGAUUGGAGACGAAUGGUCAUUCUCGAAGUGUCGCUGGCUUACUCGAGGUUGGACGUUGCAGGAGAUGAUCGCUCCUGACCGCGUGCACUUUUAUGAUGCGGACUGGAGCUUUCUAGGCAGUCGUAUAUCCCUUGCAAACGAACUGUCGGGAGUUUCUGGGAUACAAAAACAAGGGGAUAUGGACGCUAGGUUCAUGCUGGAAGGAUUCAGCGUAGCGCAAAAGAUGAAAUGGGCUUCUGAUCGAACGACGACGCGUGAGGAAGAUGUUGCUUACUCUUUGAUGGGGCUAUUCGACGUGAAUAUGCCCCUCUUGUACGGUGAAGGUACGAGAGCAUUCUUUCGAUUGCAAAAGGCCAUUCUUGAAAUGCGACCAGAUCACUCGAUCUUGGCUUUCCGAUUCAAUUUGCCCAAUAUGAACGGCGGGGACUGUCCUCGUUUUCUAGCACCGAACCCGACUGCAUUCUGCGACGACUUCCAGAGCAUACCUUCAUCGACUCUUGUCAAAGAUGCGAGUUUACUUGGAACCACACUAUCUAUUGAUAUGCUCCUCUGUCCGGUACAAGGAGGAGCUGUGUUUCCAAAGCCAUAUCUUGGCAUUCUGGACUGCUCGAUGGCUGAUGAUUCUCAUGCGAGACCGGCUAUUUUACUGUUCGCCAUCGACCACGAGGUCCGUAAGACAUUCCGUUGCACUUCCUAUACGAACAAUCUGUACCUUUUGCAUUCAAGCCAUCUCGGUGUGGCUAGGGCCAUGACAGCAGAUACUCAAACGAAGCUAACCGACCAAGCGGUGCUUUCAUACAAGCCCAGGGAUAUUGAACGCGUUCGCAUCUCCAUCUUUGGCGGAGAUGUAGCUAGUGGGACUCUUGGACUCCACUCUGCGACGGGAUAUGUACAGGUCAACAUAUCUUCGGUCUUCCGCGACUUGGGGUACAAAUACGCUUCAUCCCUACCUCUAACAGAACAACACAUGAUAUUUGCUACAUAUCCCCCUGGUGCUAUAGAAAUCGUGCACGAACGGGCUGGAAAACUUAAAGUUCACUGGGACCUACACAAUGGUCUACUUUAUUUCAACAUAUCAUCUUUUUCGAGCCCACCAAAUGAGCACACGACACAAAAACAGACUGCUCUUCGAUGUCAAACAGAUUCAUGGUCCAUAAACGACUCUGUAACCACGUCGCACAGUGAACUAGGCAAAUCGAAAAGCAUCGUAAUCGAAGGUCCUGGAGCUACUACCCUUGAAGUGUGGAUCUCCAUAUCCAAUGAAACGUUCAUUGGGAGUAGUCGUCUCGUAUUAGCCGUUCAUGGGAAGAUCAAGAAACCAGAAAGUGACAGAAAGUGA
Messenger RNA from Alternaria burnsii, 1671 nucleotides. RefSeq lists its product as uncharacterized. Bases 1 to 1671 code for a protein of 556 amino acids. Lineage: Eukaryota; Fungi; Ascomycota; Dothideomycetes; Pleosporales; Pleosporaceae. The record is from RefSeq and is a predicted model, not a curated record. The transcript is spliced from 2 exons.